CUUGUGCCAAGGUCAUACUGAAGUAGGAGCCUGAAGGCCGGCCGCUGAUGGGAUGAAGUUCCGUGCAGAGGUGUCGAAUGUGAAGUAUUUCUAUCAGGUCGUGCAGAGUGUUGAGAAGGUCGCGAAGAAGUGCAUUAUCCGCCUUUCUCCAGAGAGUAUCGAGAUAAUAUGCGCAGAGGGGAACGAAGAGGGGAUUCAGGUGUGGUCGAAGAUAAACAAGGCAUGUCUUUAUCCCGAAACGCUUUUCACCGGAUAUCGGGUUCAAUCCAAUGCAGAUAAUAUCAUCUGUGCGGAUAUUGUGACCGAUUCGCUCGUUUCUGUCCUACGAGACUUGGCAACGACUGGCAAGUCCGGCACGCGCGAUACGGUGAUGAAGCUCGCGAAGAGGAAUGACCAAGCUGUGUUUGUGUUUGAGACGAAGGAUCACGUGCAUGUUGUCAUUCGUUCGCUGGGGCAAAUGCGUGGUGCAGUUGAGAAGAUGAAGGUGCUCGACGACAAGAUCAUGUUCUCUGCAAAUAAUAGAGGAGAACUGAUCCUAUCAGCGGAGACAAAAGAUAAGGAUAACAGCAUUAGGACGACGUGGGUUAACCUGACACAUCCAACUAUUGAGGCGGGAGAAGGUGCACCACCGAGAGAUCCACCAGAUCCAGAGAAACAUUUUGGUGCUACCAUGUCUGCUGCCAGCCUGUUGAAGUUCAUGAGCACAGCAACGAUCAACAAGACGACGUGUAUAGCCUGUAUCUGCGAGAACCACUGCCUGAUCAUGUAUGUGUACAUCGGGGAUCCGUCGGACUCGAACGGUAUCCUGACGUUCUACCUUCCUGCACGUCUUAGCGGGGAUGACGACUGAGCGCUUGCAGGAUGAGUGAGGGCUUUACAAUGUUUCUGGGUCUGCGUUGUCUGCACUGUACCGUUAGACUGAAUGAAUAUAUUAAAACG
This is a messenger RNA of Dacryopinax primogenitus, 939 nucleotides long. RefSeq lists its product as uncharacterized. The coding region runs from base 53 to 850 and encodes 265 amino acids. Lineage: Eukaryota; Fungi; Basidiomycota; Dacrymycetes; Dacrymycetales; Dacrymycetaceae. Gene Ontology annotation, biological process: nucleotide-excision repair; mitotic DNA replication checkpoint signaling; meiotic DNA integrity checkpoint signaling. Gene Ontology annotation, cellular component: nucleolus; checkpoint clamp complex; site of double-strand break. The transcript has 7 exons. The record is from RefSeq and is a predicted model, not a curated record.